UUUUGUACGGAUUUCUUUCUCGUCUGUUUUCUUUUCCUGAAUACUAGAACUAAUCCUCCGUCAGUGUCCCUCCCUCCCUCCCUGCAUCUACACCUUUGCAGCCCUUUCCCUUCAGACAACGACGUAUACCCCCCUAAACCGCCACAAUGGCCGCCAAACCUCCUACCCGCCUUGCCAUCCUGAUGGCCGACACUCCCAUGCCCAACACGGCGGCCAAGUACGGCGACUACGGCGGCCUCUUCACAUCCCUCUUCGCCACCGCCGCCCAGCCCGAACCCCUCGAGUCCAUCCUCUCCAUAACAAAGCACGACAUCGUCAACCAUGUCGGCUCGUACCCGCCGCUAGACGACGUCGACGCCGUCCUCAUCACGGGGUCCAAGCACAGCGCCUUUGGCGACGACGCCUGGAUCAUGGCCCUGGUCGACUACACGAGGCGCGCCCUGCUCGAGACCAACGGCAGGGUCAAGGUCGUCGGCAUCUGCUUCGGCCACCAGAUCGUCGCCCGCGCCCUGGGCGGCAAGGUCGUCGUCAACGAAAAGGGUUGGGAGGUGGCCGUGACAGAGGUCGAGCUGACGGAGCGCGCGAGGGAGUUCUUUGGUCUGGAGACGCUGAAGAUCCAACAAAUGCACCGCGAUAUCGUCCCAGAGUUGCCCAAGACCGACCCGCCAACCCUGCUCCUAGCCACCAACAACGUCUGCCAGGUCCAGGGCAUGCUGUGGCCUGGCCGUUGCGUCACAGUUCAGGGUCAUCCUGAAUUUACAGAGGAUGUCAUGCGUGAGAUCUUGGAGACCAGGCACGACGCAGGCAUCCACCCCGACGAGCUGUACAACAGCGGCAUGUCGAGGGCCGCUAGCCCACAUGACGGCAUCGCCAUCGCAAAGGGUUUCAUCAAGUUUAUGAGGUUAUGAUUUUAAAAUCAGUGCUGCUCUUUCCGAUGAUGCUUUAAACAGCGAGUAGAACCGAAUUCGAGGGGCUGCAACAUUGGGUGUCGAAUAAUGAAAACAGUCUUUGGUAAAUCGGCGGUUCCCCAUUCGUUUUGCCUCGCUAUCACGCAAGUGCGGCAGAUGUCAAGAGAAUGUGCACCUAGUGAAUUUAAUACAGCUGACCAAAUGGUUGCACACAUGGAUACUGGCGCAAAAAUCAAAAGCAACACCACGGUUCUUUGGUAAAAUAAGCAACCAGUAUAUAUACACAAGAGCAGCAGGGGUAUAUAUAAAUAAGGAAAAACUUUCCGAGCCAAAACGCCUCGCCGUGACAAAAACAGUCCCACCUAUUUGUUGGAACCUUAUAAAUGCUUUUUUUUUCGGUAUCCGUACCCACAUUAGUAUUGUGAUCAACCCUCCGGCUUGAUGGUUCUGGUCCGAACCAGAAAAGAAAAGAAAAGAAAAAAGGCCGCGGAUCAUCAAUCCUGGUCCUCGGCAUCCCACCAGUUUCUCGGUGCGGUGGAUUUCC
This is a messenger RNA of Pyricularia grisea, 1452 nucleotides long. RefSeq lists its product as uncharacterized. The transcript is spliced from 2 exons. Gene Ontology annotation, cellular component: nucleus; cytosol. NCBI's taxonomy places the organism in Eukaryota, Fungi, Ascomycota, Sordariomycetes, Magnaporthales, Pyriculariaceae. The coding region runs from base 147 to 908 and encodes 253 amino acids. The record is from RefSeq and is a predicted model, not a curated record.